AAAGUGUCACGGUUGAUGUGCAGGCAUCAGCGAGGAAGGAGGCGGGACCUGGCAGCGUAUUUAAGCGAUGAAGACGAUCCAUCAGAGUUCUUCCACAGGACGUCAAACCAGGUCGCUUUCUGUGUCGGAUUCGGGAGCAGCAAGCCGAGUGGAAUGGACCAUAAACAUGAACUGGCGGCACACAGAGGCUUCAAUUUCAUUCGUGGAAUUCACGAUCCUGACGAUGUGGACGGAAUCAGCAAACUGGAGAUGAGAGACUCUGACAUCUUUGUCGUCACCUAUCCCAAAUCAGGGACGGUUUGGAUGCAGCAGAUCUUGCUGCUCCUGGAGGCCAAGGGCGAUAUGACGGUUUACAGCGCCGCAAAGAUGCCCUGCAACGGUGAUCUCGUUCCCUGGAUUGAGGUCAUCGGCAGCAGAGAGGCGUUCCUGACUGCACCGUCACCCAGGCUGAGGGUCACCCACCUUCCUUACCACCUCAUGCCCGCGGCCCUCAGGCAGAAGAAGGGUAAGGUGAUCUACGUGGCGAGAAACCCCAAAGAUGUCCUGGUUUCUUACUACCACUUCCAUCAUCUUGCAAAGAUGCUGGUCACACCCACAAGCUUUGAAGACUUCUUUGAGAAGUUCCUCCGAGGAGAUGUGUUUGGCUCCGGCUGGUUCCAGCACGUGAAGACUUGGUAUUCCCACAGGGACGACAUCGACAUGUUCUUCAUCACCUAUGAGGAAAUGAUCCACGAUCUGAACGUGUCAGUGAAGAAGCUCUGCACGUUCCUCGGGAAGGAGCUGACGGAGGAGCAGCUGGCCGACGUGGUGAAGUACAGCACCUUCAGCAACAUGAAGAAGAUUCCUCAGGCCAACUACGAGCACGUGUCAGAUGACCUGUUCAAUCACCACAUGGGCAGAUUCAUGAGGAAAGGAACCAUCGGUGACUGGAAGAACCACUUCACCGUGGCCCAGAAUGAGAUCUUUGACCAGGUCUUCCAGAGGGAGAUGGAGGAUUUCCCAGUGUCGUUCACGUGGGACAUGACAGACAUGGCGUGAUCAGCACAUGCAAAGCGCCUUCACCUUUUCCGUUCCCUUUGUCCUCUGCUCCUGCCGUUGUAGCCGUGAAAAGCGUCUGCAGGCAUUCUUCUUCUUGAACCUUUGGUUCCUCGUAUAGCUGUAAAAAACAAUAUUCACAUGGAUGUGCAUUUCUAUUCAGACUGUCUGUGUGUAGUCAUGUUAGUGAAACAAAAGUAAACAAAAUCCCUCCUUUGUCACCCUAAAGUGGUUCCACACCCCACUGUGAUAAUUAAACAUCCGUGAAGUAGCCAUCUUUAUUUAUUCAUGGAAUAGUUUCAUAGGCAAACCUUCUAAAUUUGUUUUUAACAUCAUUCGAGCCCUCCCGACAUUACAGUUUCCUCCCACAUUCCAAAAACAUGCUAGGUUAAUUAGCCACUCCAAAUUGUCCAUAGGUAUGAAUGUGAGUGUGAAUGGUUGUUUGUCUAUAUGUGCCCUGGGAUUGGCUCUCUCAAUAUUUGGACUAUUUAUUGCUGUUUUUUUUCUUUUUAAUUUUCCAACAAUUUCAACUUUCUUCUUGGAAAUUUUCUUUCUGAAAUUAUGACUUUUUACUAUAAUUUUUUCUUUUAAAUUUUCCAACAAUGUCAACUUUCUUGUUGAAAAUUUUUAUUCCUGUAAUUAUGACUUUAAUCCCAUAACAUUUGGACUUGUAAUAUUAGGAAUAUUAGGAAACAACAACAUUUUCUAUGUGUAUUAAGUUUAACUUUAAAAACUAAUGUUUUUUUUCUUUGGCUAUUUCAACUUGACGCUAGUAAAUGGCAUUGUUAUUCCUCAUAAUAUUAUGACAAAAAAAUAAAUAAAUACAAUGACUUUUAUUGUUGAA
Doryrhamphus excisus (bluestripe pipefish) is the source of this 1879-nucleotide messenger RNA. Its product is annotated as amine sulfotransferase-like. Lineage: Eukaryota; Metazoa; Chordata; Actinopteri; Syngnathiformes; Syngnathidae. Gene Ontology annotation, molecular function: sulfotransferase activity. The record is from RefSeq and is a predicted model, not a curated record.